Messenger RNA from Cherax quadricarinatus, 972 nucleotides. NCBI's taxonomy places the organism in Eukaryota, Metazoa, Arthropoda, Malacostraca, Decapoda, Parastacidae. The record is from RefSeq and is a predicted model, not a curated record.
GAUAUAAUAACAAUUAUGGAUGAUCAGGUGGGCAGGUGUGUGUAUAUUGAUGAUGUUCUCUUUGGUGGCAGCUUCAAGGUGAGCGUCGAGUCGUGGAUGUCCGGCAUGAUGAACGGCAUGGACUCGUGCACUCAAAAUGGCACCGCCUCGUCCAAUUCAUCCCAGAGCGGCCACAUCGAGGAAUCCAAGACAAACCUCAUCGUCAAUUAUCUCCCACAGAACAUGACGCAAGAAGAGAUCCGUUCUCUCUUCUCCUCCAUAGGCGAGCUUGAGUCCUGCAAACUAAUAAGAGACAAGGUCACAGGUGAGUCAGGUGAGAGUGACGCUGAUGGUCUAAUGGCCACCGGGCCCAAGUGUCAGAGCCUCGGCUACGGGUUUGUCAACUAUGUUCGACAGGAUGACGCUGAGCGAGCCAUUAACCAGCUCAACGGUCUACGCCUCCAAAACAAAACUAUCAAGGUGUCGUACGCGAGGCCGAGCAGUGAAGCCAUCAAGGGAGCCAACUUGUACGUGUCUGGCCUGCCUAAGUCAAUGACGCAGCAGGACCUGGAGGGUAUGUUCCGCGCGUAUGGCUCUAUCAUCACCUCACGCAUUCUCUGCGACAAUAUCACAGGAUUGUCAAAGGGCGUGGGCUUUAUCCGGUUUGACCAGCGUAUUGAGGCGGAGCGAGCUAUCCAAAAAUUGAAUGGUACUAUCCCAGAAGGCGCAGCUGAGCCCAUCACUGUCAAAUUUGCUAAUAACCCCUCAAAUAACAACAAAGCGGUGCCGCCCCUGGCCGCGUACCUGUCCCCUCUGACACGUCGCUAUGGAGGACCCAUCCACCAUCCAGCAGGCCGCUUCCGCUACAUUCCCCUCUCUCCUCUCACCAGGUGGGUCUGUCUGGCUGGAGACCUGCGCACCCCCCUCGCUCACACCCUCCCCCUACCCUUUCACAUGCCCCCCUUUCUCGACAAAUGAUCACAUUGCUCUUUU